AGAAUAUCCUAUCAACAUCUACAAAAGCAGCUCUCUUUUUUCUCAUUUUUCUUUCCUUCUGUUCCUUUCUCUUAGCUUGAAAACUGAAAGCAUCCCCCCCACCUCUCUGUGGGAGGAUUCUUAUUGUUUGAGGAUUAAAAUUCCACAUCUCCUGAAAUGGCUCAUUUCAGUGGCUCUUCUUACUAUUCUGCUCCUCUGACCGAAAGUCCUUUUGCAAAUCCAGGACAGACUUUGGAUGGGUGUGACCCAGUGUCUUGGUACACCCCAAAAACUGACUCACAAUUCCCAGAAGGAAAUGGAUCCCGUGUUGCCUUGCUUAGGUCUACUGAGAAGUUCUGGAGAAGAACGAGGAAGGAGGAAAGUGUCCUGGAAGGAGGAACCAGAAGAUGGGCUGGAGAUCAUCAACUUUGCCGGGAGUUCUUCUACGAAGAAGGCGAGGCACCCCGAGAACUUUGCACUCGCUUACACAGUCUUUAUCGUCAAUGGCUGAAGCCAGAGAAACACACGAAAGCUCAGAUGUUGGACUUGGUGGUCUUGGAGCAGUUCCUGGCCGUCCUGCCCCCAAAGAUGGAGAGCUGGGUGCGAGAGUGUGGAGCAGAGACCAGCUCCCAAGCUGUGGCCCUGGCAGAAGGUUUCCUCCUGAGCCAGGCGGAGGAAAAGAAGCUGGCAGAAAUGCAGGUGAGACAAAAAUUAUUUUGCAGCUAA
Molecule: messenger RNA, 705 nt
Organism: Thamnophis sirtalis
Lineage: Eukaryota; Metazoa; Chordata; Lepidosauria; Squamata; Natricidae
Source: RefSeq, a predicted model, not a curated record